AUGAGCCGCCAUCAUCCCGAGGAACUGUGCAGCGGAAUAGGAGAUGGUAUUUCGAUUUAUAUCCGCUGGAAUGAUGCUCGCCUUGUUGUCUACCUAAAUCGCUCCCAGACAAGCAUGGGUGUUUCCUCAAUCGAAAACAGUUUCCUCGAUAGUUAUAAUGAGGCUUGUAACAACGACGACAUCGAAGAAGCCGAGUCUCUAUCCGAUGAAAUCCUUGAUGCUGUCGUCGAGGCUGGAAGAGACACCUUCGACCGUCUAGCCCCACCGCCUUCCCCUUGCGACAAGUCUUCCCAAGAUCUACAUACUCUACUUCUUCCCAAGGAAUAUUCCUUUUCAUUCCAAGCCUUGAACGGAAUAGCAGAGGUGGUGCAGAAAGACUGUGGUGCCGGACAGGACACUGUUCUCCUUGGUCAAUCUGGCCAACCAUUCCACCUCAACAUCGACAAAGAUUGCAAGCUACCAAUCUAUUCUACUAAAGAACUCCAUGUCGUCGAAAACCUUCUUAACGCGGGUUACAUCGCCGCCGGAGACAGCAAGGGCGAGGACGCCACGCAGCGAGAACUUGAAAGCCUCUGGCAGAUUACGAAAUCCCCUCACGCAGCUGCCAUCCGCGUGCCCAAGCUCCUAGGCUUAAUCGCGAAUCCCCAAAAUGGCAAAACUAUUGGGUUUCUGGAGGAAUAUAUCCCUGUCUCCGAAACCUGGGAGUUGUCAACACUUGGAAGCAUCGAUGAUGUUUCUGCAAUUGACGAGGGCCGUCGGAGGAAGUGGGCAUCUCAGGUUCAGGAUACUGUUGAUCUCCUACAUAAGAUUGGGAUUACAUGGGGUGAUGGCAAAGCAUCUAACGUAUUGAUUCAUCGCGAAACUGACGACGCAUGGGUCAUUGACUUCGGGGGCGGAUGGACGGAAGGCUGGGUAGAUGAGGAAUUAAGCGGGACGGUGAAGGGAGACGAGGUCGCAGUCAAAAAGAUCAUGGAAUACUUGCAAGUUUCGUAG
This is a messenger RNA of Fusarium mangiferae, 993 nucleotides long. RefSeq lists its product as uncharacterized. NCBI's taxonomy places the organism in Eukaryota, Fungi, Ascomycota, Sordariomycetes, Hypocreales, Nectriaceae. Bases 1 to 993 code for a protein of 330 amino acids. The record is from RefSeq and is a predicted model, not a curated record. The transcript has 2 exons. Gene Ontology annotation, biological process: protein phosphorylation. Gene Ontology annotation, molecular function: ATP binding; protein kinase activity.